This is a messenger RNA of Osmerus eperlanus (European smelt), 6377 nucleotides long. Its product is annotated as myosin-3-like. Gene Ontology annotation, molecular function: microfilament motor activity; actin filament binding; ATP binding. Lineage: Eukaryota; Metazoa; Chordata; Actinopteri; Osmeriformes; Osmeridae. Gene Ontology annotation, cellular component: myosin II complex; cytoplasm; myosin filament. The coding region runs from base 151 to 5955 and encodes 1934 amino acids. Gene Ontology annotation, biological process: muscle contraction. The record is from RefSeq and is a predicted model, not a curated record. The transcript is spliced from 39 exons.
GUAUGUCGAGGGCUGACUGUUGAGACUGAACAUAAUUAACAACAACCAUAGAACCAGCUAGAACACUGUGAGUGUUUUGUCACCUACCGAAAAUAUCAGGACAACAAAACACUGUUUUCUACCAGGAGCUGAAACUCUUAGGCGAGCAGGAUGAGUGACACAGAGAUGGAGUUAUUCGGGGUGGCGGCCCCAUACCUCCGCAAGCCAGAACGCGAGCGGAUCGCAGCGCAGAACAAACCGUUUGACGCCAAGGUGGAAUGCUUCGUGGCCGACCCCAAGGUCGAGUACGUCAAGGGAAAGAUCAAGAGCCAGGACAGCGCCAACGUUACCGUGGAGACGGAGGAUGGAAGGGUUGUCAUGGUGAAACCAGAUGACAUCCGACCUAUGAACCCUCCUAAGUUUGACAAGAUUGAGGACAUGGCAAUGCUGACCCAUCUCCAUGAGCCUGCUGUACUGUUCAACCUCAAGGACCGCUACGCAGCCUGGAUGAUCUAUACCUACUCUGGUCUCUUCUGUGUGACUAUGAACCCCUACAAGUGGCUUCCGGUCUACAACCCAGAGGUGGUGGCCGGGUACCGGGGGAAGAAGAGACAGGAAGUCCCUCCUCACAUCUUCUCCAUAUCAGACAAUGCCUAUCAGUACAUGCUCACAGAUCGUGACAACCAGUCGAUCCUGAUCACUGGAGAAUCCGGUGCAGGGAAGACUGUAAACACCAAGCGUGUCAUCCAGUACUUUGCGACAAUCGCAGUGGCUGGUGGCAGUGACAAGAAGAAGGAGCAAGCAGCUGGCAGAUUACAGGGCACGCUGGAAGAUCAGAUCAUUUCAGCCAACCCUCUGUUGGAGGCGUUUGGCAACGCCAAGACCGUGAGGAACGACAACUCCUCUCGCUUUGGAAAAUUCAUCCGGAUCCACUUUGGAACAAAGGGGAAACUGGCCUCGGCCGACAUUGAGACCUACCUGCUGGAGAAGUCCAGGGUGACGUUCCAGCUGCUCGCGGAGAGGAGCUACCACAUCUUCUACCAGAUCCUCUCCAACAAGAAGCCAGAGCUCAUAGAUAUGCUGCUCAUCACCUCCAACCCCUACGACUACCCCUUCAUCAGCCAGGGAGAGAUCACCGUGCUCAGCAUCAAUGACAGCCAGGAGCUCAUGGCCACGGACAGUGCUAUAGACAUCCUGGGGUUCAAUGCAGAGGAGAAGCUAGGCAUCUACAAGCUGACCGGUGCAGUGAUGCAUCAUGGGAACAUGAAGUUCAAGCAGAAGCAGCGAGAGGAGCAGGCGGAGCCUGACGGCACUGAGGUGGCAGACAAGGUGGCCUACCUUAUGGGUCUGAACUCAGCGGACCUUCUCAAAGCUCUCUGCUACCCCAGGGUGAAAGUGGGGAAUGAGUACGUCACCAAGGGGCAGACAGUACAACAGGUGAAUAACUCCGUGGGUGCACUGUCCAAGGCAGUGUAUGAGAAGCUGUUCAUGUGGAUGGUGAUCAGGAUUAACCAGCAGCUGGACACCAAACUGCCCCGGCAACACUUCAUUGGAGUCCUGGACAUCGCAGGGUUUGAGAUCUUUGAGAUGAACAGUCUGGAGCAACUCUGCAUCAACUUCACUAAUGAGAAGCUGCAGCAGUUCUUCAACCAUCACAUGUUUGUCCUGGAGCAAGAGGAGUACAAGAAGGAGGGCAUCGAGUGGGAGUUCAUUGACUUUGGCAUGGACUUGGCUGCCUGCAUUGAGCUGAUUGAGAAGCAAAUGGGCAUCUUCUCCAUCCUGGAGGAGGAGUGUAUGUUCCCUAAGGCCACAGACACGUCCUUCAAGAACAAGCUCUACGACCAGCACCUGGGGAAGAACAGUAAUUUCCAGAAGCCCAAGCCUGCCAAAGGCAAGGCGGAGGCCCACUUCUCCCUGGUGCAUUAUGCCGGCACUGUGGACUACAACAUCGGCGGCUGGCUGGAGAAGAACAAGGACCCUCUGAAUGACACGGUGGUGCAGCUGUACCAGAAGGCUGCUCUCAGGCUGCUGGUACAGCUGUUUGCCACAUACUCCUUAGCUGAUGCUGACCCAAACAAGAAGGGAGCCAAGAAGAAAGGGUCGUCUUUCCAGACCGUCUCUGCUCUCUUCAGGGAAAGCCUCAACAAACUGAUGGCGAACCUGAGGUCCACUCACCCCCACUUUGUCAGGUGCAUCAUCCCCAACGAGACCAAGACACCUGGAGUUAUGGACCACCACCUGGUUCUGCACCAGCUGAGGUGUAACGGGGUGCUGGAGGGCAUCAGGAUCUGCAGGAAGGGCUUCCCCAGCAGGAUCCUGUACGGAGACUUCAAGCAGAGGUACAGGAUCCUGAAUGCCAGUGCGAUCCCUGAGGGCCAGUUCAUAGACAGCAAGAAGGCGUCGGAGAAACUCCUGUCCUCCAUCGAAGUGGACCACGCUCAGUACAAGUUUGGUUACACCAAGGUGUUCUUCAAAGCAGGUCUGCUGGGUCUGCUGGAGGAGAUGAGGGACGAACGUCUGGUCGUCCUCAUGACCCGUAUCCAGGCGGUAUCCAGGGGCUUUGUCGCCAGGCAGAAGUUCAAGGAGAUAUCCCAGAAACGGGAAUCCAUCUUCAUCAUCCAGUACAACAUCCGCUCCUUCAUGAAUGUGAAGAACUGGCCGUGGAUGAGGCUGUUCUUCAAGAUCAAGCCUCUGCUCCGAAGCGCCGAGGCCGAGAAGGAGAUGCAGACCAUAAAGGAGGAGUUCACUCGCCUCAAAGACGAGUUCGCCAAGUCGGAGUCCAGGAGGAAAGAGCUGGCGGAGAAGAUGGUGGCCCUGUUUCAGGAGAAGAACGACCUCUUCCUCCAGAUUCAGGCAGAGAGAGAGAACCUGUCUGAUGCCGAGGAGAGGUGUGAGGGCUUGAUCAAGAGCAAGAUCCACCUGGAGGCCAAGGUGAAGGAGCUCUCGGAGAGGGUGGAGGAGGAGGAGGAGGUCAACGCCGAGCUCACCGCCAAGAAGAGGAAGCUGGAGGACGAGGGCUCGGACCUCAAACGAGACAUAGACGACCUGGAGCUCACCAUCGCCAAGGUGGAGAAGGAGAAAUACGCCACCGAGAACAAGGUGAAGAAUCUGAUCGAGGAGCUGACGAGCCUUGAGGAGAAUCUGAUGAAGUCUUCGAAGGAGAUCAAAGCCUUGCAGCAGGUGCACCAACAGACUCUAGAUGACCUUCAGGCAGAGGAGGACAAAGUCAACACUCUGACCAAGACCAAAGUCAAACUGGAGCAGCAAGUGGAUGAUCUGGAAGGUUCUCUGGAGCAAGAGAAGAAGGUACGAGCAGAUCUCGAGCGAUCCAAGAGGAAGCUGGAGGGAGACCUCAAACUGUCCCAGGAAAACGUCAUGGACCUGGAGAACGAGAGACAACGGAUGGACGAAAGACUCAAAAAGAAGGACUUUGAGCUAUGCCACCUGCAAAGUAAAAUUGAGGAUGAGCAAAUUCUAAGCACUCAGCUUCAAAAGAAAAUAAAGGAGCUUCAGGCUCGUAUCGAAGAGCUGGAGGAGGAGAUUGAGGCAGAGCGGUCCGGUCGGGCCAAGGUGGAGAAGCAGAGGUCGGAUCUCUCCAGAGAACUUGAGGAGAUCAGCGAGAGGCUGGAGGAGGCCGGAGGAGCCACCGCCGCUCAGAUCGAGAUGAACAAGAAGCGGGAUUCUGAGUUCCAGAGGCUGCGCCGAGACCUGGAGGAGUCCACGCUGCUGCACGAGUCCAUCGCCGCCGCUCUCCGCAAGAAGCAGGCGGACAGCGUGGCGGAGCUGGGGGAGCAGGUCGACAACCUCCAGAGAGUCAAGCAGAAGCUGGAGAAGGAGAAGAGUGAAUACAAGAUGGAGGUUGAUGACUUGGCCAGCAACACAGAGAGCAUCCUCAAAAGCAAGGCUAACCUUGAGAAGCAGUACAGGAGUCUAGAGGAGCAGAGCAGUGAGUUCAAGACCAAGGCCGAGGAGGCCCAGAGGUCCCUGAGUGACUACACCACCCUCAACGCUCGCCUGCAGACCGAAAACGGUGAGCUGGCACGUCAGUUGGAGGAGAGGGAGGCCUCUGUCACCCAGCUGAGCAGAGUAAAAUCAGUCGGCAGUCAGCAAAUCGAAGAGCUGAAGAGUCUUCUGGAAGAGGAAGUCAAGGCCAAGAACGCCCUGGCGCACAGCUUCCAGUCGUCCCGCCACGACUGUGACCUGCUGAGGGAGCAGUACGAGGAGGAGCAGGAGGCCAAGGCCGAGCUGCAGCGCGGCAUGUCCAAGGCUAACUCUGAGGCGGCCCAGUGGAGGACCAAGUAUGAAACUGAUGCCACCCAGAGGACCGAGGAGCUAGAAGAGGCCAAGAAGAGGCUGGCCCAGCGUCUGCAGGACGCGGAGGAGCAGACGGAGGCGGUGAACUCCAAGUGCUCGUCUCUGGAGAAGACAAAGCAGCGGCUGCAGGCCGAGGUGGAGGACCUGAUGGUGGAGGUAGAGAGGUCGAACUCUGCCAACGCCACGCUGGACAAGAAGCAGAGGAACUUUGACAAGGUUCUGUCAGAGUGGAAGCAGAAGUUCGAGGAGAGCCAGUCUGAGCUGGAGGUCUCUCAGAGAGAGACUCGUUCUCUCAGCACCGAGCUCUUCAAGCUGAAGAACUCCUACGAGGAGGACCUGGACCAACUGGAGAAUAUGAAGAGAGAGAACAAGAACCUUCAACAAGAGGUCGCGGAGAUUGUGGAUCAAAUGGGACAGUCUGUGAAGACCAUCCAUGAGCUGGAGAAGUCUGCCAAACAAGCCGAUCAAGACAAGAUGGAUACCCAGACUGCUCUGGAGGAGGCUGAGUCCUCUCUGGAACACGAAGAGGCCAAGAUGCUGCACCUGCAGCUGGAGCUGAACCAGGUGAAGUCUGAGGAGGACAGGAAGAUCACAGAGAAGGACGAGGAGGUGGACCUGCUGAAGAGGAACCACCAGAGGAUAGCGGACACGCUGCAGAGCGCCCUGGACGCCGAGACGCGUAGCCGCAACGACUCGGUCCGGGUGAAAAAGAAGAUGGAGGCCGACCUAAACGAGAUGGAGAUCCAGCUCGGACAUGCUAACAGGCAGGCUGCUGAGGCGUACAAGCAGCUCCGGAACCUGCAGGGACAGCACAAGGACUCUCAAGUGCAGCUGGACGAGGCCCUGCACGGCCAGGAGGAGCUGAAGGAGCAGCUGGCCAUGGUGGAGCGCAGGAACGUCCUGGUGACGGCCGAGCUGGAGGAGGUGAGGGCGGCUCUGGAGCAGGCGGAGAGGUGCCGCAAGCUGGCAGAGCAGGAGCUGGUGGACGCCAGUGAGAAGAUGCAGCUGCUGCAUGCCCAGAACAGCAGUCUGGUCAGCACCAAGAAGAAGAUGGAGGCUGAUGUCUCACAACUCCAGACAGAGGUGGAGGACUUUGUCCAGGAGGCCAGAAACGCAGACGAGAAAGCCAAGAAGGCCAUGAUGGACGCGGCCAUGAUGGCAGAGGAGCUGAAGAAGGAGCAGGACACCAGCGCUCACCUGGAGAGGAUGAAGAAGAACCUGGAGGUGACGGUGAAGGACCUGCAGCACCGUCUGGACGAGGCCGAGCAGAUGGCCCUGAAGGGGGGGAAGAAGGAGCUGCAGAAGCUGGGGACCAGGGUCAGGGAGCUGGAGAGUGAGCUGGAGGCGGAGCAGAAGAGAGGAGGGGAAGCCAUGAAGGGGGUGAGGAGGUACGAGAGGAAGAUCAAAGAGCUCUCCUAUCAGGGCGAGGAGGAGAGGAAGAACGUGGCCAGACUGCAGGACCUGGUCAACAAGCUGCAGCUGAAGGUCAAAGGCUACAAGAGACAAGCAGAGGAGGCUGAGGAACAGGCUAACGCCCACCUGGCCAGGUUCCGGAAGGUUCAGCACGAGCUGGAGCAGGCGGAGGAGCGGGCGGACAUCGCUGAGUCCCAGGUCAACAAGAUGAGAGCCAGGAGUCGAGAUGGAGGCAAGGGAGGGGAAUAGAGUGCUGCCACAACGCGGUGUGGUGAGAACAGAACACCGUCGUCACCGCCCUGUCACUGUUAGAGACCCCAGACUGCCGUGAAAAAUUGUUUUCCAACCCGAGACCCCUUUGAAACAAAUAAUUAUUUCAAUGUUUUUUCUGUUUUUUUCUCCCUGAUUAAAUAAACGCUGAAUAAAUCACCAGUCAGGGCUGCCUUGAGAUAGAAACAUCCGGUUGUUGGUUAACAUGUUUGGAUGUCUGCACUCACGUUGCUGUUUUGGUCGUGUUGACACUGAUAAGGGGGAAACACUGAAAUACGAAAUCCAGUUGAAUGUUACUAAGACAAAUAAAGCUGUAGUGAGAAACUAUGAAACUUGGUAUUCCUGUUAGUAUGUGUGGUGUCAUAGCUUCUCUUGUAAAAUCAUGUUAAAUAUUAAGUCAA